UAUACACCUCCACUCCUCAUCACCCAUCCCAUUCACUCCAUAGCAGUACAGCAUGUCCUCAGACAAGAAACGAAUUGAGCGCGAUAUCUUUGGCGACGAUGACGACGAUGAGGAUGAUCUGAUCUACAACGGAGACCGCGAAUACGAUGAUCGCACCCACGACGAUCACGAGGACAAACAGGAUGAGACAGACAAGGACACUGCCCAGGGAGAAGAUGCAGAGGAGGAACCAGAAGAAGAAGGCGUUCCUCUUCCGAGCUUCAAAAAGAGGUUCGCUGAUGGUGACUCCCCAGCACCAGAGCACAAGAAGAAAAAGAUCAGCAAAAAGACCAAGCCCACUAAGGAAGGCUCACAAAACCUAGAGGGCGGCGAGGAAUUGCCCUUGGAUCCCCGUCAACAAGCACUGCAGCAACUGGAGAAAGAUUUCGAAUUAGCACUCAAGAGUGGAAAGUCUUCAUCCAGGAGACGAAGAAAGGAUGAAGAAGACAUUGACACUGAGCUGGAUGAGAGUGCAUCCAGAUUUGUCGCCAAGAUGCGAGCGGCAGCAUUCGCGGAUGUCGAUUCCAAAUUGAAGCAGCAGUCAGCUCUUUCAAAAGUCAGGAUGCUGGAGAGCGUGAAGAAGCAACUAAACAAAUCGCAUGUUCACAACACAUUCUUGGAUAACGGAAUAUUGGAAGCAAUGAAGCUUUGGCUGGAACCGUGGCAGGAUGCAUCUCUGCCAAGUUUGGAUAUCAUUCAGGACUUUCUGGAUCUUUUGGACAUUUUGCCAAUUCAAACGGAUCAUCUUGUCAGCAGUGGGGUCGGUCGUGUUGUUUACUUUUACACCAAGGUCGAUGACUCUCGGGUGACACCUAGCAUCAAGCGCAAGGCCCAUGCUCUUGUUGACAAGUGGAGCCGACCCAUUGUUAAGCUGAGUCAGGAUUAUAGAGAAAAGAAGAUCAACUACGCACACGACAACCUCGCAGCAUCAACAUCACAACGCAGACGUCCCGAGGCAUCUUCUUCAAGCAGUGCUAUGGAUGUUCCCAAUGCUAGGCCAUUGAGUGUCAGAGUGCCUCAGAUCGAUCGUGGUUCUUAUGCAUACAUGCCCGAGUCGUCUGUGAUAUAUGACAAGUCUCGUGGUGGCAAAUCGGACAAAUACAAGAAGCUGAAAUCACACAUGGCCAAGAUGAAGCAGGUCAAACGAACAUAGUGAAAUGUGUAAAUUUGGGUCAAUCGAAACUGUCGUGGCCCUUCAUCAUAUCUUCUUCUGGAGCGUUCAUUACUAUUACUGCAAACUGUAGCCUUUAAACGAUAAUAAAGGCAUGUAAAACGAUAA
Molecule: messenger RNA, 1318 nt
Organism: Gamsiella multidivaricata
Lineage: Eukaryota; Fungi; Mortierellomycota; Mortierellomycetes; Mortierellales; Mortierellaceae
Exons: 10
Coding region: 53-1192 (379 amino acids)
Biological process (GO): poly(A)+ mRNA export from nucleus
Cellular component (GO): nucleus
Source: RefSeq, a predicted model, not a curated record